Messenger RNA from Cornus florida, 1290 nucleotides. RefSeq lists its product as uncharacterized. The transcript is spliced from 3 exons. The coding region runs from base 1 to 1290 and encodes 429 amino acids. The record is from RefSeq and is a predicted model, not a curated record. NCBI's taxonomy places the organism in Eukaryota, Viridiplantae, Streptophyta, Magnoliopsida, Cornales, Cornaceae. Gene Ontology annotation, biological process: DNA integration. Gene Ontology annotation, molecular function: nucleic acid binding.
AUGAAGCUGAGUAUGAGGCACUUAUUCUCGGCCUCCUUGCAGCCCUCGACAAAGGUAUUUUGCACUUAUGUGUAUGCAGAGAUUCCAAGUUGGUUGUUAAACAGGUACCUAGAUGCCCUCGCCACGUUAGCCUCGAAGCUAACCAUUACAGAUGACAUGACUGAGAUCCGUAUUACAAAACGCAUCAGCCCAGCUAUCAUCGCUGAGCUUUUCCCGGCCCAAACUGUUCCGGACAAUGAUUGGCUAGCCCCAAUCAUUAAUCAGCUCAAACAGCGGACAGGGUCGAUGCCUCUCACACAAUUAAAAUCAUUCCAGCUCUUACAGGGACUGCUCUACUUCUGCCUACCAUGCGGAACGUUGGCCAGAUGUUUAGGCCUUUGCGAUGCUGAGGCGGCUCUCAUAGCAACUCACGAGCAGCAUUGUGCUACACCUUUGGCGUUGUACCGGCACCUCCAGCGUCAAGGUUAUUUUUGGCCAGAUAUGACAGCCCAAGCCAAUUCCUUGCAGUGCACCUGUCCGCGAUGUCAGGCUAUAAUGGACGAGUUCGAAUCGUGUAUUCUCGAGAUCUCUGAUUGGUGUCGCCCGUUCAUUGAUUUUCUUUCACAUGGUGUACUCCUAGAUGAUAAACAAGCUGCUGCAAAGCUCAAGAGGAAGUCCGCAAGAUUUGAGGUACAAGACGGUGAACUUUUUCAUCGAACCCUCAACGAGUAUUUCACAAAAUGGAUCGAGGCGAUUCCCCUUAAGCAUGCCACCGGCGGGGCCGUCGCGGCUUUCAUCAAAGAGAAUAUCAUUUGCCGCUUCGGGAUUCCUCAUUACCUUCUCACCGACAAUGGUACUCCUUUCGUUAAUCAUAGAGUCAAGCAAUUACUUAGGCAGUACAAUGUCCAUCACAAGCGUUCAUCGCCAUACUACCCGCAAGGUAAUGGCCAAGCAGAGGCUUCAAACAAGAAUCUCAUCCGAAUCCUCAGUAGAACGCUUGAAGAAAAUCCUGGCACCUGGGUAGAGCAAUUGCGUCUAGCACUAUGGGCUUAUCGCACUUCUACCAAGUGCUCCACAGGUCAAACUCCGUUCUCUCUUGUUUAUGGAACGGAAACUGUUUUGCCCAUUGAUAUUGCAGUCCCGGCGGCGCAGCUUGCCUCGCGCAGCGGGGUUCCCAUGUCACGAGAUAUUAAGUUGGAAGCCCUCAAUGAGCGGCGUGAAUUAACCCUACAGCACCUCCAACAGUAUCAGUGCAACAUAGUGCGAGCAUAUAACAAGCAUGUCCAACCUCGACAGUUCCAACUAGGCUAG